GUUUGCCGCUGUGAAAUUUGACUUCGGUCGAGGGCGGAAGAAGGCGCGGGCAUAUCACCAAUCAACAAUGGCGCGCAGGGCGUUGCUUAUCGGCGCUAGCUAUGGCGACAACAGCAAUCUGCCUACUCUGCAUGGAGCGGUCAAUGAUGUCGUGCAGGCGAAGACAGCGCUCACGACGGUGUAUGGAUUUGCAGAGGCUGAAGUGUGCGUGCUGGCCGAUGGGGAAGUGGAUGCGAGCUGCGUUAAGGCUUGCACAACGCCGCCCACGAAAGCUUGCAUCCUGGCGGCGCUUGAUUGGUUGGUCAAGGGUGCGUGCGCAGGUGAUGUGCUGUUCUUCCACUUUUCUGGAUAUGGUACGCGUGUUCCCUCGGCAUCGUCGUGCGACUCGCUCGACGAGGCUCUCCUUCCAUCUGAUGCUACGGUGUCGGAUGUGUGCGGUUUCGGAAACGUUGUCGACCAUGGUGUGUUCAGCUCCAAAUUCGCCUGCAUUCCCAAGGGCGUGACGGUCGUUCAGGUGUUCGACACAGCCUUCAAAGGUGCCGCGAAGUGCGCCCUCGCCGGCGUUCAGCACUCUGUUCUUUGCCACGGUUUGUCGACGAAGGUGGUCUCGGCUAGAGGUCUGGAUAACGUGCCAUGGCUAACCGCAUCCAGGAAACUGAAUGCCGAAGGUCGUUUCGCAUGCAUGCAAUUCCCUCUCUCGGAUGUGUGCAAGGCUUUGUACUACGACCUCCCCUCUGCUUGGCUUGCCUGCGCAGAGGAAGAAACCACCUGGGACGUGGUUGUCGACUGCAAGCCGGCGGGUAUUUUCAGCCAUCACCUGUACAGCACUGUGGUCAGCCAACACAAGAACGAGCUCCAGAACCAGAACGUUUGCAUUCUUAACUCAGUGAUGUACGCGCUCUCCCUCGGGGGCUUCAAGCACAAGCCGGAGUACGUUGUUGCUGCGGACUCGAAGAAGUUGGCUACAUUCCUUCCUCCUGCGCCUGAAAAGGAGUGCCCUCCCGGUGUGACAGACUUGCAGAAAUUUGCCAUUGCCUGCUUGAAGAAGGAAGCGCUGUGCAAGACUGACGAGGCGCUGAUUGAACAGCUGGCGACGCGUGUGGCGCUGCUGACGACCAUCACGACGGUUGAGCGACAGUGUUUGAGCCAGCGCCUUGUGUCCUUGGUUAAUGCGAGAGGCCAUUGGAUCUUGCGCGAGAUGCUGGAAGUCUGCGCCCCUGUCGUUGCUUGCUCUCCGUGGAUUCCGUGUCAUCCUCUUGUUCCUUGCGCUCCUCAGUGCCUUCCUCGCCCUUCGUGCCCUCCUUGUCCUCCUGCUGUAGAGUUCCCUCCAUGCAUUCCCGGGCUCGAUUCCAGGCAGCUGUACUUCAUCACUAGAGUUGUCAGCUAUGCCAAGUCUGCAGUCAGCGCCUGUAGAAUCGAGGAGCUGGCGAAGCGCAUUGCGCGGUGCUCUGGUUAUGGCCUGACGUUGGCCGAGCAGCAGACCAUCGUGGACGAGCUGACGUGUCUGAUCCAGGAGGAUGGAUGGGCGCUCUUGCGACUGUUGUUUGCCAGCGAGCCCCCCGCCGAUCUCAAGUUCCCAGAGAAGAAGGUGCAAUGCCCUCCUCCGUGCUCCCCUGUAUGCCCUUCUGCGGAUUGCAAUACUCAUCUUCGUAAGCUCGUUUCGUUGAUGGGCGUGGAGGGAUACGAGAUCGGUCUCAAAUUCAAGAACGAGUAUGCGUGCCUGUCCGUCGAGCAGCGCAACUGCCACUACCAGACGCUCUAUGUGAAGGGCGGCAUGGAGGCAGUGACGACGGCGGCCGCCAUAGCUGGUGAUGCCUGCUACAUUGAUGUUCUUGCCGCGGCCGUGGGUGAGCAUGUCCGCUGCGCCGCUGUGUCCACCGCUUGCUGCCCGCCUCUCUCCUCUUCCUACUCUACCCUUUCUGCUUCUCUCAAAUGCCAGCUCUUGCAAUCUGUCGUCUCUGCCGCGGGGCCUCGCGGACACGAGAUCGUGGUUCGCCUGGCGGAUUGUGCAUUGCUCCUUGAGGACUCCGAGAAGAAGACCUUGUAUGUCGAACUGGUGAAGCUCGGCGGAGUGUCUGCGCUUGCCGCCGGCGCACGCCUCGCUGCUGAUGUUGCCUUGCUCAAGACUGUAGUGGCGGCCGGAGAGCGUGUCCGUCUUGUCCGAGGCGAGCCGCCGGUAGACCUUUGUGCGCGAAGGGAGGCCAGGAGACAGAGGGAGAAGCAAUUGCUCAAGGAGGUCAUUGUGAUUGCUGGCUGUGCCGGUUACGAGUUUUCUGUUCAGCUGAUGCAAGAGGGGUUGACGGUGGCGUGCCGGAAAGAGAUAUAUUCGAAGCUCUUCGCCGAGGGAGGCGUUGAGGCUGUAGCCAUAGCUGCCCUCGUCUCCGAGGACGAGAUUAUGGAGGGUGAGUUGGAGAAGGCGGGCGUGGAGCACGCAACGUUUGUCCAAUCUCCGGCUGCCAUCAUGUGUCUUUUGUCAGCCUGCUGUCCGUUGCCUGUGCCUCCCACGGGGUGGGAAUGUGACUACCUGCUGAGUGCGGAAGAAAGGCGAGUUGUCAGUGCUCUGUGCUACCUUGCUCGAGAGGAUUGCACGGUGCGCUCGCUUGCGACGAAGCUGGCACUAGAGAAGAAGGUUCUGUCUGCGGGGGAUCGGAAAAGCCUCGUUGCACAAAUCGUCUCCAAAACGGGUUGCGAGGGACUCGAUCUUGUCCAAAGCCUCUGCUGCUAGGUGAAGGUGGUCGCCUUCCUGAUGGUGCCGAACACUGCCUCGUUACAAGGAAAUGCAAAGCCCAAAUGU
Molecule: messenger RNA, 2794 nt
Organism: Chara braunii
Lineage: Eukaryota; Viridiplantae; Streptophyta; Charophyceae; Charales; Characeae
Source: the annotation of a GenBank genome assembly